Microthlaspi erraticum is the source of this 864-nucleotide messenger RNA. The record is from the annotation of a GenBank genome assembly. Lineage: Eukaryota; Viridiplantae; Streptophyta; Magnoliopsida; Brassicales; Brassicaceae.
AUGGAUUCUUGUUCUAGUCAUGAUGCUCAACAAAUCGUGAAACAAGUCACUUUAGGAGGUGUGCUUGGUUUGGUGGAAACGGAGGCUGAUACACUCAAAAAGCUUCAUGAAUGUUUGAAGCCGCUACGUGAGAACCAAAUCCAAGUCGACAGUUUUACUGUCUCCGGCGUGGUAAACCUCUUUUACUUACCAAACCAAUUCGUUAAACAUGUCCGAGUCCUCACCACGAUCCCUUUCAAAGACGUACGAGAUAGCGUGUUGGCCAAGGCAAACUCCUUAGGGCUUUGUCCUCAAAACCACGAGAUGAUUACUCUCCGUCACGUGGCAGAAGUUUCCCGGUGGAUGAAAACGGAGUCCGGUAUUAAAGACGUUGUGGAGGUGCAGCGUAGGGAGAAGCUGAAGAGGCGAGCCACCAAGAGAGGCAGGACUCUUGUCGAAGCGUCUAUGAUCCGAGCCAUGAACGCUCAGUUCGCUGAAUACAGCGAGAAGAUGAAGGAAGUUAUGAGUAGAAGAUCUUUGGAGCCGUUUAGGGUUACGGAAGAAGAUGAGACCUUGGCUAUCAAAGACAAGUACUGGCCAGCUUCUAGGUUUCAUUUAUCUAACAUUGGUAAUGAACAGUCAGUUCUUGACUUCUGUCGGAAAGAGGGAGUGAAGAGUAAACUUAUUGAGUACGUUAAGGGACUUCUUGGAGGUGAGACGGAGAUUCUUCACCCUCGACAUGACGUCGGAGUUCUUCGUGUUGUUCUUGCGGGAAUCGUUGAUAGUGAAAAUAUUAACUUGGAUGGUCAAAGUUGUGCGAAUAAGAAGCGCAAAACUGAAACGGCUCUUGGCCACGUUGGGGAAGAUGAAGUUAGUCAGAUUUGA